AUGUCGUCCAAUCCGGUUCAACACCAACACACAAAGCAUAUAGAGAUUGAUAUUCACUUUGUUCGUGACAAAGUUGCCAUUGGUCAUGUCCGGGUCCUCCAUGUCCUCUCGAGCUCUCAGUACGCAGACAUCUUCAUGAAGGGGCUAUCUCAUUCUCUAUUUUCGGAUUUCAAAUCCAGUUUGAACGUUUGCAAUUCGGACGUUCCAACUGCGGGGGAUGUUAGCAGAUCACAUUGUCCAAUGCAAUUUCUGUAUGGUAAUUAUAGUGAUAACGUCCCAGCAUUACGAUUGGACCCGAAUUCUUGGACGAAGGUGGCUAAUGUGAUAUAUUUGGAUGCACCCACAUUAACCGGAUAUUCAUAUACAAAAACCUCAGAAGCUAUUCGUUCGAGUGAUAUGUUAUCGGCAUCACAGACAGUUGAAUUCAUAAGGAAGUUUGUUAGGAAUCAUCCGAAGUUUUUAAACAAUCCUAUGUAUGUUACUGGAAUUUCUUAUUCUGGUAUUGUUAUUCCGAUCAUCACCGAAAAGUUGUACAAAGGUAACGAUGAAGGAUUAGAACCGAUGGUAAACGUUAAAGGAUAUAUGGCAGGAAACCCAUUGACAGAUAAAACUGGUGAUAUAGACUCCAGGCUUGAAUAUGCGUAUCGUAUGGCACUUAUAUCCAAGGAAUUAUUUGAGUCAACUAGAAAUGCUUGCAAUGGAGAAUAUGCAGAAGCUGAUUCUAACAAUUUGUUAUGCAUGUCGAAUAUUCAUGAAGUCAACAAACGUGUUAAACAAAUUAAUAUACAACAAAUUUUGGAUCCUGAUUGCAAACCAACCGAGACCAAUUUGUUUAGAACAGUAAGUACAAGAAGAAACGGAUAUCGGAGAUCUUUAUUGACCAAUCAAAUUAAAAUGAUUCCUGUACAAUCUUCGGUCAAUUACACCUUUUGUCGGUUUAGAUGGUGUCUUGAAUGGAUGCCUUAUGUUGCUGUGUUGUUUAGAGUGAAGUACAUGGAUACUGAUGAAAUUGAGUGGAUCACAAUCUACAUGGAAACAUAA
Messenger RNA from Cynara cardunculus var. scolymus (artichoke), 1041 nucleotides. Its product is annotated as serine carboxypeptidase-like 19. The coding region runs from base 1 to 1041 and encodes 346 amino acids. The record is from RefSeq and is a predicted model, not a curated record. The transcript has 9 exons. Gene Ontology annotation, biological process: proteolysis; secondary metabolic process. NCBI's taxonomy places the organism in Eukaryota, Viridiplantae, Streptophyta, Magnoliopsida, Asterales, Asteraceae. Gene Ontology annotation, molecular function: acyltransferase activity, transferring groups other than amino-acyl groups; serine-type carboxypeptidase activity.